Molecule: messenger RNA, 1938 nt
Organism: Torulaspora delbrueckii
Lineage: Eukaryota; Fungi; Ascomycota; Saccharomycetes; Saccharomycetales; Saccharomycetaceae
Gene: AIM21
Product: Aim21p
Exons: 1
Coding region: 1-1938 (645 amino acids)
Source: RefSeq, a predicted model, not a curated record
AUGUCAUCUGAGGAUAUACCAAGGAUUCCAAAAAGACCUCAGAGGGUACACAGGCCUAAUGAUGUCAACGAGCCUAUUCAAACAAGAUCUUUGUCGUCUUCUAGUGUGGAUAAAACUUCGCUCAGUGAUAGUGGUCCUGAAUCACCACAGAUACCAGUCAAUCGGCCCCAAAGGUUGAAGACCAAGUCACCUACGCCAGUAGGGGAAAGUGAUUCGAGUCCUGAUGUUGAAGUUCCACCAGUUCCUUCUACUCGUCCCAAUCGAGCAAUAACAGAUGAAGAGUCGAACAAAAGUGAUUCAAUAGAUGAUGAAUCGCCACGCCCUCCAGUUAAUCGUCCUCAGAGGGUACGCACGACAUCUCCAAUGCCAUCUGCUGCAAUCGCAGGGCAUUUAUCAAAGGCAAACACGGCAGAUGCGAUUGGAGGUCUGGGAGCACCUAGUAUGCCGUUGAACAGACCUGUAAAGCGUACAACUACUGAGAGUCUCGACCGUUUGGUACAAAAUACUAGUGUUCAGCUCAAGGAAAUGGAACAAUUGAUCUCCAAACAUAAUGAACGGGCGGCAGAGCUAGGUGAUGUUGAUGCGCAAAGAGAUGGUUCUUCGAAGGAAGGGCUACUUGCGGAAGAAGACAAAGAUGAACGUGAGUCGAUUAAGGAAGUAAGUGGCGAACACCGGUUGAAUACACAAGAGGAUGAACAGGUAGAGAAGCAGCAUAAGGACCAGCCCGCUCAAGCCGUCUCAAAUGGCAUUGAAUCCAGUGAAGCUGAUUCUGUACACGGAAGAGGGCCACCUGAAGAAGUCAGUGAGAAGCAAGAGUCUUUGGAGGGACCUGUAUUGAAUCCAUUGUCCAACGAAGAUGACAAGAUUUUAAUUUCUGCAAAUGAAAGUGAACCUGUUAAUGAACAAAUGAAGGAGCAAUCGGAGACCCCAUCAGAUACUGUCAAAUCUUCACCUGAUAGCGCACCAAAUAUGCCUAGACGCCCCAUCAGGACAGGUCCCUCUAUGUUACCGGCCAACGAUUUGCCCAAGAGUGAUACUCAAACUCCAGAGCCCCAAUUAAAGACUGAUGAUUCCAGUGGCUCGGAAACCUCAAUCACCAAGAAGCGUGCACCACCUGUGCCUAAGAAACCGUCAUCUCGAAUUGCAGCAUUCCAGGAGAUGUUACAAAAGAAACAGCUAGAACAACUACAAGGCCCAAAGCCCCAACAUACCUUAAAACAAGAAGUUGCUGAGUCACAACGAUCUAAACAUGGCGAUGAGAAAGCACAAUUCCGGCAGAACCUGAAUGCGUUGUUUACGAUUCCAGGAGCACCAGCUCCAGCUGGCGUGGCAACGACACCAAGUGAAAUCCCAACUGGUGAGUCGACUAAUGAAGACAAGAAAGAGAAAACAUUACCUGAUGUUCGUCAAAAAAGGGCUAGAGGUCCUCGCGGACGUAAACUACCUUCAAAAGUCGCCACAGUUGAGAAAGUCCGUAAUGAAUCUACUGGCAAUAACAUCGAAUUGUUCCAUUCGUGGACUACAAUUCCUCGCACUCGAAAAGAGGAUGAAGAAGAUACAAUCGUGAAGGAAGAAGCAGUUCAGCUACCGAGUGCGGGGCAAGAUAGUUCGGCUAACGAUGGCAUUGAGGAAAGACGUUCCUCCGUUGUGCAAUCGCCAAGUGGUCAAAAGACCGAAACUCCAGAGCACUCAAUCAACCAGACUGAGGCAUCGCUCAGUGAACUAGCAGAGGAGCUUGAGUCAGAGCAUUCAGGAAGUAUCCCUGCGACAAAUGAAAAGGAGGGUGAAAUGGAGGAAGUUGGUCCUGAGGCCAUCGAAAGUCCACAAGACUCCAUCUCUAAGCAGAUAUCCAAGGAUGAGAUUCCACCAGAGUUUCGCACCUCAAAGGAAAUAAGUGAGGAUUGGAUAACGGGCGACAUCGAUUUAACUGAGAAAUAG